CCCAGACAAAUCACGCCUCUAUCGAUUUCUUAUAAGAAAGGAAAACGAACGAGCGUGUUAUCGAGUGCAACAUUUGCGAUUUGCCCUGCUGCGCGCGUGCACUUUUUAUUAAUCUCCCGUAUAAAUCAGAUAUCCGUGUGCAUUUCGAACGCGCUCCGCCAACGCACACACAAAAAUUAAGUAAAAAGUAUAACACGAAUUGCGAAUAGCGAAAAAACAAAAGCUUAAACCGUCGAGUGUGAAAAUUUCGAGCUAAAAGCAAAACGAAGCUAAGAGCGCGUGGAAUAGCAAGCAGUGAGAGAGGGGAAUACCACGGACGAUCCAGGACGAAUCAGGACAUAGACAAGGACAAGGAGCAGCAGCAGCAGCAGCAUUUGGCGGUGGAGCAGGAGCGGGCGCGUCUGGAGCAGUGACACGUGAUCAACUCUUACGGGGGGGAAAGUCAGCAACCAGCAGCCAGCAGAAGCUCCAGAAUCAGCAGCAGUCAGCAGUCGAGGACGCAGGCGGGGCAGUCGGAGGAUCGGGCAACCAUGUCUUCGCCGGCGGCGCAGAGCAACAGCAGCAGCAGCCAGUCGCAGUCCGCAGCCCAGCAGCAGCAGCAGAAUCAAAAGGCCAAUGUCAACAACACACACGACAACAAGAAUGCCGCGGCGACGACGGGGACAGCGGCGGGAUCGGGAGCGGCAGGCUCGGCGGGCACACAGCAGCAGGGUCAGGGCGGCACUGGAACCUCAAGCGGUCCAUCCAGCCCAACCAAGCGCAGCACAAUAUCGACAAAGGAGCGUGUGAUCGACAGCGUGGCAUUUCCGCCGAGCCGUAAACUCACCUGCGCGGAUGUGUUCGACGCGCGGACCGGAAAGCCGCAGCACGAUGUCCUCAAGCAGCACUUCAUCCUGGAGGGCAGGAUCGAGGAGAGCGCCGCCCUGCGCAUCAUCCAGGAGGGCGCCACGCUACUGCGCACGGAAAAGACGAUGAUCGACAUCGAGGCGCCGGUGACGGUGUGCGGCGAUAUCCAUGGCCAGUUCUACGAUCUGAUGAAGCUAUUCGAGAUUGGGGGCUCGCCGGCGACCACCAAGUAUCUGUUCCUGGGCGACUACGUCGAUCGGGGCUACUUCAGCAUCGAGUGCGUCCUGUAUUUGUGGUCGCUGAAGAUCACCUAUCCGCAGACGCUGUUCCUGCUGCGCGGCAACCACGAGUGCCGGCACUUAACCGAGUACUUCACCUUCAAGCAGGAGUGCAAGAUCAAGUACUCGGAGCGCGUGUACGACGCCUGCAUGGACGCAUUCGACUGCCUGCCGCUGGCGGCGCUCAUGAACCAGCAGUUCCUCUGCGUGCACGGCGGCCUGUCGCCGGAGAUACACGAGCUGGAGGACAUCCGGCGGCUCGACCGCUUCAAGGAGCCGCCCGCCUUCGGCCCCAUGUGCGACCUGCUGUGGUCCGAUCCGCUGGAGGACUUCGGCAACGAGAAGAACUCGGACUUCUACACGCACAACUCCGUGCGCGGCUGCUCGUACUUCUACAGCUACGCCGCCUGCUGCGACUUCCUGCAGAACAACAACCUGCUGUCGAUCAUCCGGGCGCACGAGGCGCAGGACGCCGGCUACCGCAUGUACCGCAAGAGCCAGACCACCGGCUUCCCCUCGCUGAUCACCAUCUUCUCGGCGCCCAACUAUCUCGACGUGUACAACAACAAGGCGGCGGUGCUGAAGUACGAGAACAACGUGAUGAACAUCCGGCAGUUCAACUGCUCGCCGCACCCGUACUGGCUGCCCAACUUCAUGGACGUGUUCACCUGGUCGCUGCCCUUCGUGGGCGAGAAGGUCACCGAGAUGCUGGUGAACGUGCUGAACAUCUGCUCCGACGACGAGCUCAUGACCGAGGAGAGCGAGGAGCCGCUCUCCGACGACGAGGCGGCGCUGCGCAAGGAGGUGAUCCGCAACAAGAUCCGUGCCAUCGGCAAGAUGGCGCGCGUCUUCUCCGUGCUGCGCGAGGAGUCCGAGUCGGUGCUGCAGCUGAAGGGCCUGACGCCCACGGGCGCCCUGCCCCUCGGCGCCCUCUCCGGCGGCAAGCAGUCGCUCAAGAACGCCAUGCAGGGCUUCUCGCCCAACCACAAGAUUACCUCGUUCGCGGAGGCCAAGGGCCUGGAUGCCGUCAACGAACGGAUGCCGCCGCGGCGGGAUGCAACGCCCUCGCCGGCGGAGGAGGGCCAGAAAUCACUGUCAGCCGCGGCAGCAGCAGCGGCCAAUGCAAAUGCGAAUUCAAUCAAUGGAUAAUUCUAAGUCAGUUAGCACCAGCUACAGCUGCAGCUACAUAUGUAACAGUCAAGUUAGUCAGUCGGAUCGAUGGGUCCUCUAGGGAUCCGGGUGAUCCGGGGGAUCGGAGGAGAAGGAGGAGGAGGAGGAGGAGCAGCAUAGUCAGUUGGUAGUCGACAGUUAAGCAGCGAACGGUGGGAGGGAGUCAGCACAUACAGUUCGGAACAUAGGAAUAGUCUCAAGUUCGGCUCAAAGAAGAUAAACACUGGGCAUAUACAGACAUAGAACACAACUAAUUGAAAGAUCGUAUAUAGUAUAGAAGGCGAAAUUGAUCAAGGAUAGUAAGGAGCAAGAGCAGAGACACCACCACCACCACCACCACCACUACAACACAGCAACAACAACAGUAACAGCAACAGCAACAGCAGCCACUAUAACAACAAGAGCUGAGCAGCAGCAUUGCAGCAAGCGUUAACGAGUACUUAUUGGUAUUAAAUGCAAAAAUGCAUAACAACAACACCCCCCAAAAUGGAAGCUAAUUAUAAAGUUGAAAGAUUAUAGAAUUAUAUAUAUAACAAAAAUAUAUAUAUAUCAAAAUUUUGUGCAACGUUAUAUCAAAAGAGCAAAUGUAAAAGCUAAGCAGAAGUAUUAAAGUGCGCAUGCGCGCCUGUCUUUUUGGCAAGCAGUUGACCAGAAAGCAGUAGACAUGAAGCAGUUGCCAGUUGCGCGCAUUUCCCCAUUCAAGAAGAAAAAGAAGAAGAAGGUGAUGAUGAUGAUGAAGAAGAUUUAAAGAGGCAAACCAAAAAAAAGAUAAAAACUUAAUAAAAGCAAAUUAGGUUAUUUAAAUUAUUUGCUAACAAAUUGUAAGACGAAUCGGAAACCAAUCCUUCAUCUCUGUAAAGUCAAACCAAACGAAGUGACAAAACCAAACGAGAACUAAAUCUAGCAUCUAAACUGAAGCGAAAGCUAAGGCGAAUUCUACUACUUUCGUUGUGUGGCGUCUGCGGCGACUUCUUCUCAACAACAAAAAAAA
Messenger RNA from Drosophila mauritiana, 3285 nucleotides. It is a transcript of the gene CanA-14F, whose product is annotated as serine/threonine-protein phosphatase 2B catalytic subunit 3. The transcript is spliced from 2 exons. Bases 531 to 2273 code for a protein of 580 amino acids. Gene Ontology annotation, molecular function: calmodulin binding; calmodulin-dependent protein phosphatase activity. NCBI's taxonomy places the organism in Eukaryota, Metazoa, Arthropoda, Insecta, Diptera, Drosophilidae. Gene Ontology annotation, biological process: calcineurin-mediated signaling. The record is from RefSeq and is a predicted model, not a curated record. Gene Ontology annotation, cellular component: calcineurin complex; cytoplasm.